AGUGACUAGUGAGUAGUUCAUCUGAAACCUUCCGAUGAGUCGGCGUCGUUUUCAAAUCUCUUACUGAUAGAACCGUUUGACGUUGAUCGCUGCGCUUUUCUCGUGAAUCAUAUUUUUAGUGUGUGUGUGUAUUUUUGAAAUUGUAUUUUACUUAAACAUUCAUCCGACUAUUAUAAUAUUAUUAUUUUUUUUAUAACUUUUUAUGAUUGUUUUUAAAACAUUUAAAAUCUUGUCGUGACAGUCUCGUCCAUUCGUAUAAAUACAGUUUGAGCAAAAUUGGUAAAAUUCACUUAAUUUAGAUGGUGGUUGUACAAGCUUGAAACUUUUUGGACGCAUAACGUGGAUAUAAAAGGUGUUUAACGAUGGGAGCCGAAUCACAUUACAGCGACACCAUUAGAUCGUCCAAGAAAUGCAGCAAGUUGAGGCCGUUGAAGAUAACCGCGGUCGGCGAUGGGAUGGUCGGAAAAACUUGCAUGCUCAUCACCUACACGACCAAGCAAUUUCCUACCGAAUACGUGCCUACCGUAUUCGACAAUUAUGCAGAGAACAUGGUUAUGGAUGGUCAAGAGUACAACAUGUGUCUGUGGGAUACUGCCGGCCAAGAAGAUUACGAAAGACUUAGGCCACUGUCUUAUCCUAAUACGGAUUGUUUUCUACUUUGCUAUUCAGUCGGUAGUCGGAGUUCAUUCGAAAACAUUGCCAGUAAAUGGCAUCCGGAAAUUCAACACCACUGUCCGAAAAUACCUGUGAUAUUGAUCGGUACGAAAACGGAUUUAAGGCUGAGCCAAAACGACUGUAUAACACGGAAAAAGGGCAAGAAAAUGAUGAAAAAGAUCGGGGCCGUCAAGUACCUGGAGUGUUCAGCUCUGACCAACGAAGGGUUGGACACCAUAUUCACGGAAUCGGUCCGCGCGGCCAUCGAAAGGCCAAGAAAAAACUGUUUCGGGUUCCCUUUCAUCCAAUGCUGUAAAUAGAACUCGCGGGGCUGUUAAAUCAUCGUCAUCAUCAUCAUCAAUUAAUACCCUCGAGAUCUCGUUCCACGCUUAUACCACCCCCCCCCCC
Molecule: messenger RNA, 1062 nt
Organism: Acyrthosiphon pisum (pea aphid)
Lineage: Eukaryota; Metazoa; Arthropoda; Insecta; Hemiptera; Aphididae
Product: ras-related C3 botulinum toxin substrate 1 isoform Rac1-like
Biological process (GO): small GTPase-mediated signal transduction
Molecular function (GO): GTP binding; GTPase activity
Source: RefSeq, marked provisional